Molecule: messenger RNA, 799 nt
Organism: Oncorhynchus gorbuscha (pink salmon)
Lineage: Eukaryota; Metazoa; Chordata; Actinopteri; Salmoniformes; Salmonidae
Product: phosphoglucomutase-like protein 5
Exons: 6
Coding region: 1-714 (237 amino acids)
Biological process (GO): myofibril assembly; striated muscle tissue development; carbohydrate metabolic process
Cellular component (GO): sarcolemma; cell-substrate junction; adherens junction
Molecular function (GO): phosphoglucomutase activity
Source: RefSeq, a predicted model, not a curated record
AUGUAUGAGUUCCAGUUUUGCUCCCUCUCCCCCUCAGCUCUGAGGAGAAGGGUGGCCAAAGCCCUGAAGGUGACGCUGUAUGAGACUCCUACAGGCUGGAGGUUCUUUGGGAACCUGAUGGACUCUGGGAGGUGCUCGCUCUGCGGAGAGGAAAGCUUCGGGACAAGUUCAGACCACAUCCGUGAGAAGGAUGGUCUGUGGUCGGUGCUGGUGUGGCUGUCCAUCAUGGCUGUCAGGAAACAGGGUGUGGAGGAAAUCGUCAAGGACCACUGGGCCAAGCUCGGACGCAACUACUUCUGCAGGUUUGACUAUGAAGGCGUGGACCCCAGAGCUGCAUUCUACCUGAUGAGAGACUUGGAGGGGGUGAUCACAGACAAGGCCUUUCUUACCCAGAAGUUUGCUGUGGGGACUAACGUCUACAGUGUGGAGAAGGCUGAUAACUUUGAGUACAUCGACCCUGUGGACGGAACCGUGGUCCGCAACCAGGGUCUGCGGAUUGUCUUCACAGAUGAGUCCCGUCUGGUCUUCCGUCUGAGUGGGAGUGGGGGAGGGGCUGGGGCCACAGUCCGGAUCUACGCAGAGAGCUUUGAGAGAGACCCUGAGAGACAUAACAGAGAAACUCAGGCGGUGCUGGGUCCCCUCAUCGCCAUCGCCCUGAAGAUCUCUGACAUCCACGAGAGGACAGGACACCGCGGCCCCACCGUCAUCACCUGAGCUCUGCUCCACUGCACACACACACACACACACACACACACACACACACACACACACACACACACACACACACACACACACACAC